AGAGCGUGGAUUGGACAGCUUUCUCAAUAAAACUAUAAAAUUGACAUUGACAAUCUCCAAUGAAAAUGUUCUCCAAGCUAUAUUCUCGAGUACGUUGACAGAAGCAGCCCCAGCGGCAUUGAUAUAUAGAUUAUCGCGAGUGUCUGGUUUGAAUAAAGGUUGACAACCAAGAUAUCGGAGAUAUUCAUACAUUCAAGGAAUUUUGUACACACCACUUUUUACGCCUCCAUUGAUCUGAACGCAGACUUUCAAGAUGGCAGGGCAAAUCCCGCAAAGUACAGAUCCGACUGUCCGGUACAUGUCCACAUCUCAAGCCUACGAUCUCUGGGCCUCAGUCUACGACACCGAUGGAAACUUCCUGCAAGCACUGGACACCAUUGAGAUGAAGUCGCUUCUGCCGCGCAUGCUCGCCUUGCUGGAGACCUCACGAUUGCCUCGCCCCUGGAAACUUGUCGAUCUGGGUUGUGGGACAGGGAGAAACACGGCUGCUCUGCUGGGAGUCGAAGGAGCCAAUGUCGUGGGAUUAGAUGUCAGUCCCGGUAUGCUCCAAGUAGCCAGACAACGGCUGGAGGGGAUCGGCAGCCAGAACCAAUUGAGACUAGAAGUCUUCGACAUGAUCGAGGAGGCUCUCCCGCCCAAAUGCUCCCUAAAUGCUGAUGUGGUGGUAUCGACGUUGGUGUUGGAGCAUGUUCCGGCGGACAUCUUCUUUGGUCAUGUCUCCAGGAUCCUUAAGCCCGGCGGAAUCUUGUUGUUGACGAAUAUGCAUUCAGAGAUGGGUUCGAUGAGCCAAGCUGGAUUUGUUGACCCCAAGACUGGCGAGAAGAUCCGGCCGACGAGUUACUCUCACACUGUGGCAGAGGUUGAGGCUGCAGCAGCCAAGAGUGGACUAGAACCUGUUGACAAAAUUGAGGAGAGGGCCGUUGAUCAGUCCAUGAUACCAUUGCUCGGAGAAAGAUCAGGGAAGUGGGUGGGCGUUACAGUGUGGUUCGGAGGGAUCGUUCGCAAGAAGCCUUGAUCAACCUAUCCGAUUUCAACUGUCCGAAGCCUGCUCUUUUCCACCUCAACUGGAGAAGA
Exophiala viscosa is the source of this 1074-nucleotide messenger RNA. RefSeq names its product cyclopropane-fatty-acyl-phospholipid synthase. The coding region runs from base 254 to 1015 and encodes 253 amino acids. Gene Ontology annotation, molecular function: methyltransferase activity. The record is from RefSeq and is a predicted model, not a curated record. Lineage: Eukaryota; Fungi; Ascomycota; Eurotiomycetes; Chaetothyriales; Herpotrichiellaceae. The transcript has a single exon.